AUGGCAUCUCGAGGUCCAGUUCCAGUGAAGCUAUUCAAGAGAGAGGCCGCGGAAACGCUGCGCGUCGGCCCCAUGACCAUUAGGGUGUACGAGGAUGGUUCUCUUACGGAGAACCGAGUGAGCGGCGUGCUUCUCGAGAUUCCGCCCGGGGCAUCGGGGCCUCCCAUGCAUUGGCACAGAUUUCAUGACGAGCUCUUCUUGGUGACGAAAGGGACAAUGCGAUUCGUAACCCCCGACGGCAACGUGGACGCCUCAGCUGGGGACCUGAUGACAGUUCCACCUCGGGCUAUUCACACGUUCAAGAAUGCGUCCGAAACUGAAAGUUGCGAGUGCUACAUGACCGCGACGCCGGCGCACUAUGUGGACUACUUCCGGAUGAUUGCCAAAGCAACCAAAGAUGGAAAUCCAAUCCCCUCUUCUGAUGUAAAACAGAUGAUGGCCCUGUUUGGAACCUUUCCGCCGGACGUGGAGUCGGAGCCUUGA
Lasiosphaeria miniovina is the source of this 483-nucleotide messenger RNA. RefSeq names its product RmlC-like cupin domain-containing protein. The coding region runs from base 1 to 483 and encodes 160 amino acids. NCBI's taxonomy places the organism in Eukaryota, Fungi, Ascomycota, Sordariomycetes, Sordariales, Lasiosphaeriaceae. The record is from RefSeq and is a predicted model, not a curated record. The transcript is spliced from 4 exons.